This is a messenger RNA of Dromaius novaehollandiae (emu), 2282 nucleotides long. It is a transcript of the gene CFAP36, whose product is annotated as cilia and flagella associated protein 36. The coding region runs from base 228 to 1259 and encodes 343 amino acids. The record is from RefSeq and is a predicted model, not a curated record. The transcript has 10 exons. Gene Ontology annotation, cellular component: axoneme; ciliary base. Lineage: Eukaryota; Metazoa; Chordata; Aves; Casuariiformes; Dromaiidae.
AGCCCCUCCCUCCUCCCCCCACCACCACCACAACUGGGUCGCUCGGGAGGCGCCGUAGCCCUACGCGCGGCGCGCGCGCGCCCGCCCCCGUGACGCUGGUUGCUAUAGCGACAGGCGGGCGCCGCAACGGCCGCGGCCGCUCCAACCGCCGCGGCGGCAUCCGGGGCCUUUCGCCGCGCCUCCGCGGCAGUCUGCGCCCGCGGAGCCGCCGGCCCUGGCCGCCGCAGAUGGCGGCAGAGGAGGAGGCCGACGUGGAGUGGGUGGUGGACAGCAUUGCUGGCUUCCUGCGGGGGCCGGCCUGGUCCAUCCCCAUCCUGGAGUUCAUGGAGCAGAAGUGCGAGGUUUUUGAUGAUGAAGAAGAAAGCAAGUUGUCUUACACAGAAAUUUAUCAGGAGUACCAAGCUUUGGUUGAAAAAUUACUAGAAGGCUAUCUUAAAGAAGUUGGAAUUAACGAAGAGAAAUUUCAAGAAGCUUUUUCGUCUCCUCUUGCAAAGACACACACUUCACAGGCCAUUUUGCAAACAGUGUUGGCAGCAGAAGAUUUCAGAUUAUUUAAAGAAAUGAUGGUACAGAAAAAUAUUGAAAUGCAAUUGCAAGCUAUUAGAAUCAUUAAAGAAAGAAAUGGUGUGUUGCCUGACUGUUUGACAGAUGGUUCUGAUGUAUUCAGUGAAAUUGAACAAGAAGAAAUGAAAAUCCUCAGGGAGGUUCUAAGGAAGUCUAAGGAAGAAUAUGAAAUAGAGCAAGAAAGGAAAAGGACUGAAGAGGCACAUGAUAAAUUUAAAUCGGCAGAUGUUACAUACAGCUUUCCAGGAGAUUCCAGAGAAGCUGUAAAAGUUAAGGAGUCCAUUGAGGGAGCUGAUGAUUUUGAAGGAACUCCACAAUUUUCAUUAGAGGAAUCACAGAAAUCUGCAAGGAGAGAUUUAAAAUCAGUGCACCCAUUACCAAAAGGAACAGAGAGCGUGUCUCAACCUUCAUGUACCAAAAUGAAAGAAGAGACCAAGAAAAGGGCAGCUGGAAAACAUUCAGCAAAUGCAGCACGAGAAGCUGGGAUCGAAGGAGUCAAUUUAUCAGAACUUGAAGAAUACAACCUGAGGCAACGAGAGGACUACUUAAAGAAAAAACGAGAUAUGCUGAUGGCUACGAAGAAGGAGUCAAGAAACAACAUACUGUCGCCAACAAGUACUGACCAGAAAGAUGAGGAAUUAUCUCCUAAAGAGGUGAAGGAUUCAAAAAUUUUAAUCAUCCUCACCGCUUUAUAAAAAGCACGUAUUAACUUCAGUGAAGAUACAAUGUCAGAAGAGAAACAAAGACUACUCCAGAAGAGGAAAAUGCUGGCAGAAAAACUAAAAGAAGAAGUUAUUAAUAAGCGGUAAUUUUAAGAAGCUUGCUCCUUGCAGAACUUAAGAACAUGAGUAGUUUCUUUUAGAAUAAAUUAUCUAACCAAUAAUUGGAUGGAUGUUUUAAAAUGUAUUACACUUAAUUCUUUUUAGAGCUUUCACACAAGUAACUCAGUUCUUUGAAUAUAAAUAUUUGAAGUUACAUUGAAAUACACUAAAAACACAUGUACUUUCCAGAAUGCUGGAGACUUACUUUCACUGGAAUGUACUCAGAAGUGAGGCCAUUUAACAUCACCUCAGCAUACAAAUUUUGUGAACUACUGGCCUCAGCCAUAUUAAAGUAGAACAAAAUCAGAUACUGAUUAAAAUAAUUACUGUUAAAAAAUAAUUGUUAAAAUAAUACCUAUUAAUGUGAAUGAUUUUUUUCCAAAUAUAGAACUUUGUUCUUUUCCUUUUAUUAGAAUGUCAUUAUAAACAAAUUAUUUUCAGCUGUGAAAUGCAAUAAAGUAAUUUCACAAGAAAGUGAUACAAUAAUCAUCUUCCUUUUGAGAAACAAUAAAUGCAGCUUGAAGUCAGAAGACAAAACAUUUACACAGUAACUCAGUAUUAUCCUAUCUUAUGUACCUUUGGGGCAGUUUACCAGUGCCUUAGGCCUAAUCUUGCUAUGAAUGCAACUUUUAAAUAAAAGUAAUUGCUUUAGUUGAAGAGUAAAUACUAUAAAAAUCACAACAGCAGUUUAAAAGUUCCAAAGCCACUCUUUAAAAAAAAAAAAACUAAAACACAUAGAAACCUCAUUCACCAGUGUUUGGCUUAGACAUAAAAAGAAGAGCCUAUAAUUUGCACAACCUCAUUACACAUUUGACUGCAAUAGUAACUCAAAUAAAAAAAAAAAACAACCAAUUCAAGUUUCAUGUAACUUUUUAUUAAAAUAGCAUUUAUAACUGA